CUAACACGAAAUCAACCAUCAUUUCCAAAAAAAGGAAAUUUUAAUUAUUAUAGAAAUUAAUAGGAAAUUUCUUAUCGAAUGAUUGCGGGCGCAGAUUUAAAGGCCAGGCGCCAUUUUUGAACGUUACAUUUCUAUAUUGAAAAUUGUUGUUUCUGACAGUUGUAUUUUAAACUCUUUAAUAUGAAUGAUGCGACAGGGAGAAAACCCAUUCCGUGAUAUAAGACAUAUUAAUAAACCUGAAAUGAAAAGUAUAAAUCUGUGCGACAUGCAACUUCUAUGAUGAAUUGAUGACGUGUUGAUCGAUCAUGGAUGAUAUCAGAAUAUUAGAAGCAAAGUUACUUCAAAGUGAAACUGAAAAUCAGAGGCUACGAGAACAACUCCAUGGCUUGAUUUUGCUUGUGAAAAAGUAAGUGCAAUUUAAUCUGCGACGUAGAGACGUGCCGUAUACUGUAUUGCCGUGUACCGAAUGUUACCAGAAUAACCGGAUGGUAGUCUACAUGUACCAGGCUCAAUACCAGUCAUGGCCUCAAGUCGGUGAUCCUCCUGGCAAUUCAGGGGAGAUCACUUCCCAUAAUGCCGGCUGAUAAUUGAGCCCAGUAGUCUACCAGGUACUGGUUAGGAAAAAUGGUAACCAGAUUACAAAUAAUAACCAGAUAAUGGAUGCUAAUGGGGAUGCUUGAACAAUACUUUUCCCCACAAUACUGUAUGAACAUAAUACUUUCUGAUCUAUGCGAAAAAUCUGCUAUCAAAUGGGUGACCCUGGGUUACCAUCUUAGCUCCUCCCCAACCUCCCACCACCAUUCCUUACAUACAUUUACAAAUCCCCAUUACAUGCAGUAUAAAUCUCUGAUAAUAUGUUGUGUGUUUUAAAUUUUUCUAGAGCAUGGACUGGUGAUCACAGUGCUGCAAUUGAUGUUGCUUUGAUUGUUGGUGAGUGAGAUCUUUGGGACUUGCAUCUUUCUGUGUGUUGAGCUACUAAAGUGGUUAUAGGGGGUUGACAAAUUUAUAGAUUGCCUCACAACCAACUUGUUCCACCAGAAGUCCAACUUCUUGUCAACGCCUAUACUUUUAGAUGAUUUUGGUGUAACUGUUACAAUGCUGUUGCUAUGUUCCAUAGCUGUUGCCAUGUUCCAUAGCUGUUGCCAUAAUCUACUGGCAUUCAUUCUCCUGAAAAUAUGCAAAAUGGUGAACAUUCAGUCGAGGUGAAUGCCUCUUGUAAGUGCACUGGCUAGGAAUAACAUGCAUUUUGAUGAUGAAUCAUUGAGCAUCAUGGCUACAUGUCAGCAGUUACGCUUUCUUGGCUUCUGUGUGGCUUUAUUCUGUGACAAGACUCUUGGCGCACUAUCUCAUUUUUUUAUGUUUUCUAUGUUUUCAAUUUUUUCUUUUGUUAAUUUGUACAGGUGUGGCUCGACCAACCUUAGAAGUUUCAUCUAUGACAGAUGAAAUGGUUGCUGUUCCUAAGGUAUUAUAUUUCAUACUUUAAUUAUUAAUACUUUGGGGCCUUCAGCGGUGCAGCAAAGAGGCUAAUCAGCCUAGACCCAGGGCCUAAUUAUGCCAGAGCCUGGCUUACGAGUUACGAGUUCCAAAUUAUACAGCAAUUUACAGCAGUGCAGCAAAGAGGCUAAUCAGCCUAGACCCAUGCAGGCUAAUCAGCCUAUAGACCUAGGGCCUUUUAUUUAUAUUUGAUUGCAUGAGAAUGAAAGUUGGCAAGAGAGAGUUUGAAUGAGAGUUUUCUUAACUCUCAUGCCCCAGUCUAAUGGGAACCAGAAAACCCCAUAAUACAGGUGACAUUGCCUUAAAAUAUAAAUUAUACAUAAUGAAAUAGGGAUAUACACAUAAAUAAUACAUAAUUGAAAUAGGGAAAUGGAAAGCUACUCCAGUUUCCCUGGAGACUGUUACUGCCUAUUUUGUCAUUGUACACCAUUUCGCUUAAACUUCUGCAUUUAUUCAAAUGAACAGUCUCCAUGUAUAAACAACUGGUUCAGACUAACAGUUGGACUCAUCAACAAGGAGUACAAGGAGAAACAAACAACAGCCAAAGCACAGCAAAUGUUACACUUUCGGAAUCGAGAAGCUUUCAUUGACGAACAAAUGGAGAAUUCAACAUACAACAGGGAGCCGAAACCUGGGGAAGUGGAACGAAGAGCAAGUUUAUUACAUGACUUAGUUGUAAGUGUUUUUGAGCUUCAUUUCAAACCCAAUGUAAAUUAAUUAUACAGUGGAAUGUACCUUUCCUAACAGACACCUCUCAAAUAAUCCUAAUCGUCUUGCAAGGCAUGAACAACAAUUCUCAAAUUUAAAAGCAUAUAUAUGCACUCUACAGUAGCUAUACUAAAGUAAAAAACGAGUUCCGAAAAACAAAUUUCGAAAAGUUGUGUUUUACUUUAAAUUGUCAGCUGGUCAUGGUUUUUGGACUAGCUAUACUGUAUAGACAAUACUGUUUGGCAUAUUAUUUAUUGAUAUUUGAUAUGAUUUACUCAAUUAUGGAUGCCAGGAGUCAAAAUGAAAUCGGAAAAAAUGAUCAAUUGUCAUUUGGUUGGACAUUUUUUCUGAGCAAUUUUUAGAACACUUCUGUAAGCCCAGCCCUAGGCUAAAAAAUAUUACCUGGGUUUCCCAACCUUUUUCUACCUAUAGAGUAGCUUUUGGCCACUGAAAUCACAUGACCCUUUUAUCUGAAGUUUGCAAAACCCCAUUUCGUGAUGUUAGUGAUCUUAAUUUCUAUAACCAAAUUCCCCAUGUCCUUCUCAUUAACCCAUUUACUGAUUUAGCGUUUUUUAAUUAAACAAAAAAUAUAAACUAAUUGUCUUUCUUAUUAUAUUUCUACAGGAAAAUGAAAAUAUAAAAAGAAAUGAAUUAAAACUAAAACUUGGAAUGUUAAGUCCUGAGACUCCAAGUUUGAAACCUAAGACUAGAGUCAGUUCAGCUAAACUUGCGAGAAGUUCAAAAUCAACCAACACUGAGAAAAUGGACGAAUGUUUGGUUUUUCAAUCCAGGUCUACUGGAGCAUCAAAGGUAUAAUCAGGGCAGUAUAAUGUAUUGAUAAUUAACACUUUUGCCCAAAUACCUCGUUCUCAUGUUUGUUUGUUUUGGCGUAUAGAAGACGUACAUUAUUUUAUCCCUAUGUAUGUUUCGUGUGACGGAUACGUUUCUCUUUGAUUUUGAGCCCGACCACAAGCCUAUCAUCCUUAAGGUUACAGAACACCUUUGAGUGUUAAUUUUGCCUAAAAUUUUUUUAUUGGUUUUCAUGAAAGCAUUAGACUAGUUCUACUAUCUGACCAAGUUUGAACGAAAAAUGUUGAAAACUCGCAGAGUUAUUUAAUAAAAUACAUUUCGCUGCAAUAAGAAAAACAUUGAAAAUGUAAUAUUCAAAUUCAAUUUUCUCCCGAAAAAGUUUACGGUAAUUAGUGAUAUUCAAACGAGUUGUGCUCCUGCGGGUUUUAACCAAUUUUUCUCAAAUUUUCACAGGACAUAGCUAAAGACGUCAGUUUCAAAAUUGUGUUCGGCUUUUUUUUAAUUUUGGAUAUUUUAAAAAUAAAGAGCAAUUCAUUCAAACAAUUCAGAAAUAUAUUGCAGUCGUCAAAGAAAUCGCCAUAUCAGCGGAAUGACGCAAUAAACAAAAAUUUCCGAACACAAUUUUUUAGAACAACUAUUUUACUGUAUAAAAAUGAUAUUUUCAUAAAUAUAACUUAAAACCAGCAGGAGCAUAACUCAAAAGCGUAACGGUACCGCGAUUUAAGAUUUUCCUGAAUAAUUCUUACAUUAUUUUAUUGUUUGUUAAUUUUAAAACUUUACCAUAUUUUGCAUGCACUGGAGAACAUUUGGUGAAAAUUUGAUGAAAAUCGGACUGAUAUUGAGCGCGCAGUAGCGAUUUUCCGCAAAACGCCAAAAAGGGUGUCCUGUAACCUUAACCCAACAUGAGGAAAUAACGACAUUAAAACGAGGCCAUUGGCAUUGAGGCAAGAGUGCAAUAAACAGCUAGCACAGUCAUUCUCUUUAUUUAUCCGAUAUCUUUGAUCCUUAUAACUAAGUUCACCUAAAAUAACUGUUACAACUCUAUUACUGUCUAUUGGUAAGUAUAAAUAAUGGCAUUUUUAAUUCAGGAACGGCAAUUACCACUAGUGACAGAAAAGCGGCCAAUGUCAGAAGAAAAGCACAAGAUCCGGGCGAAAUCUGCAGGUAUACAUGAUGUAGACGUUUAUAUUUAACUAGUGUAUGUAUUAAUUGAAUGGGCAAUUCCAGCUAUAUCAAGACUAAAUUUUGAUCUAGGCAAGAAGAACAAAAUCCAUCACCACAGCUAGAAAGAGCAUGUUAAAAUUAGUAAAAGCAAAGUUUGGUUGCGAAAUGUUGUAAAAUGCGGAAAAUAGAGCCCUGCAAAAUUUGCUAAUUUUGUAUUAGCUUGUAUUGCAGUUUACACGCGGGAAAAUGCACCGCAUUUGGGCCGAAAGUGAUGCAAAUUCUUCCCGUGCGUCGUCGUACAAAUUAAUACAAAAUUUGCAACUUUUGCAGGGCUAUAUUUUCCGCAUUUAACAACAUUUUGCAACCAAACUUUGCAAUUUUACUCAUUUUAACAUGCUCUUUCUAGCUGUGGUGAUGGAUUUUGUUCUUCAUGCCUAGAUAAAAAUUAGUGUAUAGCUGGAAUCGGCCCAUUGUCUGUGGUUUACUCUACUGAAAAACCUACAGAUACACAACAGUGCACGCUGUCGGAAGCAACUGAAUUGUUCUGGCGGCAUGCUGAUCCAGAAACAUUUUGCGUUUCCGAAGCCUCAAAAGAGCAUUUUCCGUGUUUACAGUACUGAGCUCGAUUGCCAGCAACCAUGCUAAUGCAUUCCAAAUUAGGUCGGUAUUACUGUAGUUGUUACGACGUGUGUCAGGAUUCACUGAUUCUCUGUCUGUUGUGUUUUUCCCUGUCCUAACUGGUAGUUUCAAGAAAUAGAAUGAAUAUCUUUCAGAAAAAUGUAUUUAUUUAUAUCAUUAUAUGUGGUGUAUCUUCAAGACUAAGUACAGAAUGCAACUAUCUGCAGCCCUGUAUAACCUGCAGCCCUGCAGAUCCGGCACAGCGCUCUAACCAACUGAGCUUGUAUGUACCAGAUUGGCAUCACCUUAGUAUCUACAGGGUGUAUAAAAAAAACUGCACAGAUUUGAAAUUGCUCUUAAAUUCGCAAAACAGCUAUUAGUAUCCAGUUUUUGAUGUAUAUAGCUUCUUUGGGUACUUAUAAUGUAGAAAAAUGGGAACAAUUUCUCGAACUCAAAUUUUGUAAACCAGGGGGGAGGGUGUCUUUUCCAACAAACUAAAAAUGGCUUGCGCACGAAAUUUAAAAGCUUUAUAUUAAUCAUAUUUUGAGUUGAUAGAUGGAACAUUUGUUGGGUUUCUUAAUUACUGUACAAAAUUUCAGACAAUUUGCUUUAGUUUAAGCCUUUAACUAUUCAUUUUUCUUUAAAAAAUUAGCCUUUCGCAUGCUUAAUUAAUGCCUUUACCUAAUUUGCAUAUUGCUGACAUAUGCAAAUUUUUUAAGAAAAAAUGUAAGUUUGCGCGAAUGGUUAAAGGGCGUAAACUGAAGCAAAUUGUCUGAAAUUUUGUACAGUAAUUAAACACCCAACACACUUUCCAUCUGUUAACACCCAACACACUUUCCAUCUCUUAAAAUAUGAUUAAAGCUUUUAAAUUUCGUGCGCAAGCCAUUUUUAGUUUGUUGGAAAAGACACACACCCCUGGUUCACAAAAUUUGAGUUCGAGAAAUUUUUUCCAUUUUUCUACAUUAUAAGUACCCAAAGAAGCUAUAUACAUAAAAAACUGGAUACUAAUCGCUGUUUUGCGAAUUUAAGAGCAAAUUUCAAAUCUGUGCAGUUUUUUUUAUACACCCUGUAUUUAUACAUGAACUUGUGUUUAGAGCUCGACAACUGUCUCUCUGUACUAGAGCUCAGUUGGUUAGAGCUCUGCACCUGAAUCGCAGAUUCGAUUCCUGCGAGAGGGCAGAUAGUUGCAUUUUUGCAACUGCUCCUGCUUAGGUCUGAUAAAGUAUAAAAAUUCCACUCGAAAUUUAUCAUCUACAGGCCUGUUCACACUUGCAAUUUUUACUGCGAUUUCUAGUGCAAUCUUCUUCUGAUGGAUGUGAACGAGUAGAUGAGUUAUGAAUGUUCUGAGUACAUGUACCCUCAUCUGAACAUUCAUAACUCAUCCACUCGUUCACAUCCAUCAAAAGAAGAAAAUCGUAGUAGAAAUCACAGCAAAAAUUGCAAGUGUUAACGGGCCUUACAAAUCCCGUCAACAGCUGGUUAUAUCGAAUGAGAUGAUAUUUACCCAUACAUACAGGUAGAAGACGACCUGGAUCAGCAAUUACUGCAUCAACACCAGGCAAGACAGAACGACCCAGGUCUGGUAUUAAGAAGACCAAUAAAGGUAGGAUCGAAGAUAAACUAAACAAAACCGAAAGUGAUAUUGCACUGACUGUACAGCUGUUGCAACAACGCCUUGGAAUCGAUGGGAGAGGGAUGGUGUAGUGGUAGGACUGGUGGUGGUGGUCAAGUCUGUAAUAUAGGUGUACUGAGUUGCAGAAAAGCUGCGGGUACAGUAUAUGCGGGUACAAGGUUUACCAUACUGUAUGUGAGGUCAGUGAAGAAGGUUUAAUGUGGAACACUCGGCUCAACAUUAACACCAUAAAAAAAUGUGACUGAUGCUUACUGUAUGACUAGGCUGGUUGAUGUUGGCUGGAUGCAUAUUCUGCCGGAGUUGGAAAACUCCAGCCAAAACUCCGGCAGACAAAAUUAUUUCUUCCUAUUUCAAUGAACUUUUGGUAAUGGAAGAAUUAAGUUGUUGAAUGAUUUGAAGUUACUAUAAAGUUUAAUUAUUUGCUCCGAUCAGUUUCGUAAUUCUAACUAACUUUUCUUAUUGGACAUGACUGAGUGAGACUGUGAGUGACUGGUUUCAGUUACUAGCUGACUAUCCUUGACGAAGGGUCUUUGUCUUUGUCAUUUUGCGCGAAACGUUGAGUCGACAGUCGUUGAUUGUUUUCACUCAUAAACUAGCUGAUAUAUUAAUUUUAUUUAAUAAUAUAUGGUUUCAACGAAAAAAUAAAAUAAAUUCUGAAAUUACACUGAAAUACUUCUGCUUCCACUUUUAAAUAUAAAAUUUCCUUAAAAUUUUCUUGCUGUAGCCGGAGAUUUGACUGCCGGAGCCGGAGCUAAAAUAACGUUAUCGCUGUUAUUGCUUCGCAACGUCCGUGAGUCAAUAACGUCUGUUCACCCAUGCAAUGGAGCAUUUAAAUCAUGCGUGGAUCAGUUGUGUGAGG
Molecule: messenger RNA, 7286 nt
Organism: Paramuricea clavata
Lineage: Eukaryota; Metazoa; Cnidaria; Anthozoa; Malacalcyonacea; Plexauridae
Source: the annotation of a GenBank genome assembly